This is a messenger RNA of Racocetra persica, 270 nucleotides long. The record is from the annotation of a GenBank genome assembly. Lineage: Eukaryota; Fungi; Glomeromycota; Glomeromycetes; Diversisporales; Gigasporaceae.
ACAAAACCAAAAGCACCUUUUUAUCGAAGUAUUACUACAGAAAAUAUUGAUAAGAUUGUAAAUAGUAGGAUUCAGGCAUUACAGCAAUCAAUGCUAAAUCAAUCACCAGCAUCUUCUUCUGGUCAGAAAAAUAUUACUAAGGCUGAUUUACAAGUUGUAGCUAAAUUCUUGCAAAAGACUAUGUUUCGAGCGACUAAAACUCUAGAUAAUAGUAAAAAAUCGGCUGAUAAGAGAGUGGAAAAUAUUGCCAUGAUAUUUCAGAUAGUUUAG